AUGAAUCGGCAGCCCGGGGGAGAGCGGAAGAGGAAGGGCCGCACCCCCGGCGGGCAGGCCUUAGGGAAAUGCUCCCGGGUCCGGGUGGGCCAGAAAACCCCAAGACGGAGGGAGCUGCAGGCCGAGGACCCAGCCAGCGUACUGCAGCACCUCGAGGAGGAGUUCGCGGCGGGCGAGAGGCUCGCAGACGAGCAGACGUGGUGCAUGCCGGUGCCGCGCGCGAGGCAGGUGCGAACGGUGCAGAGGUUCUACCGGGCGUUCCACGACGCCGGCACGCUACCGGUCUUGACCUGCAAGGUAUGUUACCGGAAGCGGUCAAGAGAGGAGCUAAGGGAAAUGGCGUGGGAGAGGUGGCCAUGGCGGAGCCCCGUCACGGAGGGCGGCCGGUCUCUAUUCGCGUGCCGAAGCUGCUUCCCCGAGGGCCGGGCGGUGCCGGUAUGCGCAGAGUGCGCGCGGUGCCUCGGGCGUGAGAGGGCUUCGCCUGGCAUGCACCUCCACGGCCGGCUCGGCUGCGAGCACGCGUACCCCGACGAGCUCAAGGGCCUCACGCCGGUCGAGGAGAAGCUGAUCUCGCUCAACUCGUGCUACGGCUUCGUGACGAGGUAUAGCAUCCCCGGCGGGCAGAGGCAGAGCGUGAGGUAUCCGAGGCACGUCAAGGGCCAUAUCACGGUAUUCCCGAAUGACGUGCAGGGGCUGGUGACCAAGGUGCUCCCGCACCCGCUAGUCCGGGUUAUGGACGAGAUCCAUGUCUCGUGGCAGGGGGCCGAGAAGCCGGGGCCACGCGACCUGUCGGGCCUCCUGUCGGUAAGGCGGCGGGCGGUCGAGAGGGCGCUCGUCUGGCUUAAGGAGAACAACCCGCUCUACGGCGAGGUCGAGAUCGACGUGGCGGAGAUGGAGAGCUGGGGCGCCGCCGCACGGGGUGCCGUGGUGCCGCCGACGGAGCGGGCCAUGGACGACGAGGGCGCGGUCGAGAUCGAGGAGAUCCUCGUCAUGUUAAGCCAGGGGCGGGAUCCCGCGGAGAGGAGUCGCGACGUCAGGCCCACGUGCGACGACGAAGAGGACGGCGCUAGGCCCGAAGAGGGCGGGAAGGUGGCGGACGCCGAGAAGAUUCGCUUCGCCCGCGACGCCGUCGGGCCCGACGGAGCGCGCGCCCGCGCAGGCCCGAGGACGUGGGUGGGGACGGCGGCCGGAGGGGCGGCGCGCGGCGGCGAUGGCGACAAGUACGAGCCCUAUAUCCAGGUACGGCGCGGCAACGAGUUCGCCGACUCGGCGGACGCCUCCUUCUUCGCCAAGACCUUCCCGACGCUAUUUCCCUUUGGCGUGGGGGGGCCGAGGCUCGCCGACGAGGCCGCUACCCGUGGAAGCGAGACUACCGGGUGGCGGGGCCGGGCUGCCGAGGCGGAGCGGGUCGCGGAGGGCCUCACGUCGACCCGGAACAUGAACCUCCAAGCAUGGGCCGACGUCGUGCUACGGCGCCACGGCGGCCGGAACCGCCAGGCCAGUAUGCUAGGCGUAACGAGGAAGAACUUCGCAAAGGUCGAGGGUCUACUAAAGUCGUUAACGACGCAGAGGCUCGAGGCGGCGAGGGUCGAGCUCGAGGCCACGGGCAAGACCGGCGACGACGGGGUAAAGGAGCUCCUCCGGUCCCUAUCGGUGUUUGGCCACCGGCAGCCGAUGUCGAGGGAGAGCCGCCUAAGUAUGCGGAAGAAGAUACUAUCUCUCAUCGUCAGAUACGGGGUGCCGGCCAUUUGGUUCACGCUAAACCCGAACGAUAUUACGAACCCGGUAAAGCUACGGCUGGCGGCGUACCGCGCCCGCGACCCCGAAGCGGCCGAGGCCUUCCUAAGAGAGCUAGGGACUGCGUAUAAGCGGGUGCGGCUGGCGAUAGCGGACCCGAUGAGCGCGGCCGUCUUCUUUCACCGGGAGAUAAAGCUCUUCUUCGAGCAUUACGUCGACGUCGGGGACGAGUCGGUGUUCGGGCACGUCGGGGCGUACUACGGGGCGGUAGAGACGAACGAACGAGGUGCUCUCCACCUCCACGGGCUUCUCUGGCUAAAGGGCAAUGCGCGCCUCGGCGAGGCGCUGGCCGGCGCCGGCGGCGAGGAGCAGGCAGCGUACCGGGAGCGAAUAAUCCGCUACGUAGACAGCGUCUUCUCCGAGGAGCUAGACGCAGAAGGGCACCACGCUGUGCAGGCGGAGCGGUCGAUCACGGCGCACAUGUCGUCGUGGCUUGACGACGUCGAGCGCUUAACGGACGCGUUCGACGAGGAGGCCAACUUCUGCGCCGGCGCGACGCAGGUCCACACGCAUAGCGCGACCUGCGUCAAGUACUCGCUCGCGGGGGCCGGUCGUAAGGGCGACCUCUGCCGUUUUAAGGCGCCCUGGAGGCUAGUAGAGAGGACGGCGCUCACGGCGGACGGCGUGCUGGAGAUCCGGCGGACACAUAGCAUGGUGAACCGGUGGAACAAGGCGAUGGCGGUAGGGCUGCGGCACAACCACGACAUCUCGUUCAUCGCGACGCAGCGCAAGACCAUGGCCCUGAUCUACUACAUCACCAACUAUGCGACUAAGGUCGAGGUGAUCGCCGACCUCCUGGGGUAUCCCGCGGAGUUUUGCAGCGGCGCGGCGUGGGCGUACGUGAACACGAACCAGCUCUACUGGGCCGUCUUCCGCCAGUGGCGGCACCUCCGACUGGCGAGCGGGGUAGAGGCGACGGCGAGCGACGCGCCGGACGAGACGGUCGUCGUCGAGGAGGCGGGGCCGAGGAUCUCCUUCAUCGAGGCCUACCGGCAUAGAGGCGGGCUCCUACAGGGCCUCUGUCUCUACGACUACGCGUCGCUCUGCUCAGACGGCCGGGUAAGGGCGAGCGUACGCCUAGACGGGUACCUCAGUAAGGAGUUCGGCGAGGAAGACGAGGAGUCAUGUCAUCGGAGGGCGGCGGUGCAGCAUCUAGCGCUGUUCGUGCCGUGGGAGGCAUUCGUCUGCGAGGAGACGGGCGACAUCAACGACAUCUGGGCGCGGGAGCGGGCGGCGCUGGCGCCGAGGAUCGCGCGGCUCGCGGACAACGUACAGCUGCUCCGGCGGUCGGCGGAGGACGCCAAGCGCGACGCCAGGCAAUGGGCCGCUACGACCGAGGAGGCGGCCGAGGGGGGCGGGCAGGUGUACCGCGCCGGCGGCGCAGGCGACGCGGCGCGGCUCAUCGACGUUGUCCGGAACGCCGCCGGCGCGGGCCAGGUAACGGCGCGGUCGGCGGAGCUGCUGGCGAUGACGCAGCAGCUCUGCCGGUUUCAGCAGUCGGCGCUCUCGUCGGCGGCCGAGCUCGAUGCGACGGUGGUGGCGGGUGAGGCGGGGCCGAGGCGGGUAAUCCUCGCGGGGUCGACCCUCUCCGGGGCGGCGCUGCCGCGGCAAGAGCAGGUAAGAGCCAUCAAGUCGCAGCAGAGGAGCGCCGCGCGGGAGCGGGAGCGGGCGAUCCAAGGAAUCCAGGGCGGCGCGGCGGCGUCGGCGCCCGGGGCCGACCGAGGUGCGGCGCUACGCGGGGUGAUGGGCGGCUUCGGCGAGGACGACGUCGAGGUGACGGCAGCGGACGCCGACGCGGGGAUGCGUGUGCGGCUCGGCCCGUCGAGCUCGUUUGUCGCCGCCGGCAGGGAGCUAGCGGGCCGGCUAACGCUUAACGAGAAGCAGUCGAUCGCCCUCCUCAUCAUAUGCCGCCAGCUCGAUCAGGCCCGGCAGGGCGGCGACGCCGGCGACAGCGGCGACGCCGGCCAGCUCUGUCUAUUCGUCGGCGGCGAGGGCGGUACCGGCAAGUCGCGCGUCAUUGAGGCGCUCGUCGAGCUGUUCGCCCAGAGGACCUAUCGAGCCAGCUACUAA
Hirsutella rhossiliensis is the source of this 3867-nucleotide messenger RNA. RefSeq names its product ATP-dependent DNA helicase PIF1. Lineage: Eukaryota; Fungi; Ascomycota; Sordariomycetes; Hypocreales; Ophiocordycipitaceae. Bases 1 to 3867 code for a protein of 1288 amino acids. The record is from RefSeq and is a predicted model, not a curated record. The transcript is spliced from 8 exons.